CUUACGUUCUUAUGGUAUCAACAUUGAAUGAAAUUCAAGAAUAUUUUUAGUUUAUAAAUUGUGAUAUAAAAUCCCUUUUACAAAUCACGAAAAAAAACAGUUUUUUGUUUUGUUAACUCUUAAAUGGUAACAGUUAGCAAUGGCUUCAUCUAAUACUUUACAGAAAGCUAUUGAUCUUGUAACAAAAGCAACAGAGGAGGAUAAAAAUAAAAAUUAUGAGGAAGCAUUACGUCUUUAUGAACACGGGGUAGAAUACUUUUUACAUGCAGUGAAAUAUGAAGCACAAGGGGAAAGGGCAAAGGAAAGCAUUAGAGCAAAAUGCCUCCAAUAUCUAGACAGGGCAGAAAAGUUAAAAGAAUACCUUAAGAAAGAUCAAAAGAAAAAGCCCAUAAAGGAUGGAGAAUCCAAUUCAAAAAGUGAAGACAAAAAGAGUGACAGCGAUACUGAUUCUGAUGACCAAUCAAAGAAGAAAUUAGCAGGGCAGCUCGAGGGAGCAAUUGUACUUGAGAAGCCACAUGUCAAGUGGAGUGAUGUUGCUGGAUUAGAGGGUGCAAAAGAAGCAUUAAAGGAAGCUGUUAUUUUACCCAUAAAAUUUCCUCAUUUAUUCACAGGCAAACGAAUACCAUGGAAAGGAAUUCUUCUCUUUGGACCACCUGGUACAGGUAAAUCUUACUUGGCAAAAGCUGUUGCCACAGAAGCCAACAAUUCAACUUUCUUCUCUGUUUCAUCAUCUAAUCUUGUUUCAAAAUGGUUAGGUGAAUCUGAGAAGCUAGUCAAAACCUUAUUUACACUUGCACGAGAACAUAAGCCAAGUAUUAUCUUCAUUGAUGAAAUUGAUUCACUGUGCUCAUCGCGAUCAGACAAUGAAUCAGAGUCAGCUCGCAGAAUUAAAACUGAGUUUCUUGUACAAAUGCAGGGUGUAGGCAAUGAUAUGGAUGGAAUUCUUGUCCUCGGAGCAACAAACAUACCAUGGGUUCUUGAUGCAGCUAUUAGGAGGCGAUUUGAAAAACGUAUUUACAUUGCCCUUCCAGAAGAGCAUGCACGGUUGGAUAUGUUUAAAUUGCAUUUGGGUAAUACUUACCAUCAGUUAACAGAGCAAGAUCUGAAAGAUUUAGCUGCAAAAACCGAUGGAUACUCUGGGGCUGAUAUAAGUAUUGUUGUCCGUGAUGCUUUGAUGCAGCCAGUUCGUAAAGUACAGUCAGCCACACACUUUAAGAAAAUGAGAGGACGCUGCCCCACCAAUCCAGACAUUAUGGUGGACGAUUUAUUGACUCCUUGCUCUCCUGGGGAUCCAGGGGCAGUUGAAAUGACUUGGAUGGAGGUUCCAGGUGACAAACUUGGUGAACCAGCUGUGACUAUGUCUGAUAUGCUGCGAUCUUUAGCCACUUCAAAACCAACAGUUAAUGAUGAUGAUAUGACAAAACUAAAGAAAUUUAUGGAAGAUUUUGGGCAGGAAGGAUAAAUUGAGGGUAUUAUUUUUGAACACAUUUUUCUUAUAAUUUAUCAAAAUUAAUUCACUUACAUAUAUGAUUGUACCCACUGCAUGGACUUUAAAACACAGUUACUGUGUGUUGCACAUUAAACAAUUCUUGUGAAACUAUACGACAUAAAAAAAUUAUAAGAGUAUUUGCAUAUGGGUUUUGGUUUUCUUAUAUGUAUAUGAUGUCACAGGUACCAAAAAAAUAUUUUAAAAAUUGCUUCUCCUAUGAAAGGAUAUGAAAUCUUUUAAUUUCAUUUCUAAAUUACUGUGAUGUCUUCUCCCUCACUUUUUAAAAUAUAAGUUUUGGUAUCAGUUGUAGAGGAUACACCAUUUUGCCUUUAUUAUUAACAUGAUUUCGAUAUUUAAUGUUAUAUAUAUGGUAUCUCAAUAAUAAAUAAAUUAGUUAAAUAAUGAAUUAUAGUCUUGAGGAGGUAUUCAAAAUUUUGCUUGUGAAUAACAUGCGAGUACCUGUCAAGAGUUAUUUUUUGUAUAAAAUAAUGCAUAAUACGAAAUCAUAGUUAUAUUCAUGUUGUCUUAUUAUUUAUAUAGUAUAAUGUAAUACUAAUGUGAAAUAAAACAUUUAGGAACCUGACAUUAUCUAGAGUGAAGAGAUGACAGGGUUUCAAUAGAAUUUAAUGUUUGCUUAUUAACUUACUUAAGCACGCAAAAUGUAAUAGUAAUAGUAACUCAAUACUGUCCUGAAAAUUCUUAUGUUUCUUUAGAUUUAUUUUUGAUACCUAUGUUAAUAUACUGUAUCUAGAUGUAGAUCGCGGCAUAUUCUGAAAUGUCAUUCUUUAGAUUUUAGACUAAUCGACUGACUACUCAAAACCCAGUCUAAACAGCUGUGUUUAAUUAUGUGUAUAGUAUAUUUUAUGUGUAAAUAUAAUUUAUGUAAUUAUUACCAUUUUAUAUUAACACUACUGUUGAACAUUUAGCAAAAGGUAAAAUCAUGUUAUAUGUGGUCAAUAGACAAGAAAAUAAUAAGCACACAUAACUAACUUAACUUGUUUUCUCGUUGUCCUAUCUUUAGAUGAAUGAUUUUCAUUUUAGUAUAUAAUUAUGUAUUCUGUCGUAUUAUUAAUAAACUUUAUAGUUUUUGAUUUCGCGAUGAACAAUGUAGGUAUAUAAAACAGUUCAUGUCAAUCUGGAGUCUGUAGCUAGCUAGAAAAUAUUUAAAAUAGGUGCACAAAAUAUGCAGUCUAUAUUAAUGUCGAUUCACUUGGUCAAUACUUUAUUCCUAGUAUUUACUCUAUUACUAUCCAUAGAAGUUAGACCAAGUUUUGUAAUAUGGCGGGAAAUGACUAAGUUAGGUCCUUUUAUGACGUGGUCUUACAUUAUGAGAAUUUACCAAAACUAGCGGCACGAUACAACGAUGAUUUCUAGAAUUACAUUUCAGAAUCUGUCCAUAUAAUUUAGUUGUUAUUAUUAUAAAGUGAUAAUAUUGUGUUACGUUAUUUUAUCGGAAGGAGUUCAAGACGUAUAAAAAUGUGAAGGUAGGUUUGUCUAUAUUAAAUUCCAUUAUUGGAAGUCAUAUUCUGAUUGUAUAUAAUAGUAUUCUUGAACUCGUCAAAAUAUUACAAAUUAUUUUUAAUACUUUAAUUUGUUAUUGUACAUUUAGGUUAUAAGUACUGUAUUUUCAUUAAAAUAUUUUUUCAGUAAUAGGUUUAGUUGAUUUAUGUCCCACAAUAAUGGUUAAAUGUAUU
Molecule: messenger RNA, 3183 nt
Organism: Achroia grisella
Lineage: Eukaryota; Metazoa; Arthropoda; Insecta; Lepidoptera; Pyralidae
Gene: Vps4
Product: vacuolar protein sorting-associated protein 4
Exons: 2
Coding region: 140-1462 (440 amino acids)
Biological process (GO): endosomal transport; vacuole organization
Molecular function (GO): ATP binding; ATP hydrolysis activity
Source: RefSeq, a predicted model, not a curated record